Molecule: messenger RNA, 3482 nt
Organism: Gambusia affinis (western mosquitofish)
Lineage: Eukaryota; Metazoa; Chordata; Actinopteri; Cyprinodontiformes; Poeciliidae
Gene: cthrc1b
Product: collagen triple helix repeat containing 1b
Exons: 5
Coding region: 284-1054 (256 amino acids)
Source: RefSeq, a predicted model, not a curated record
UUUUUAGUUACACUUUACUGUUAUGCUGUAGCGAGGGACUCUUAAUCUGAGCUCGGCUUUUUUUUUUUUUUUUUUUUAACACUGACUCAAGAUCUUGACAGAGUGGCCUCACUGUGCCCCCUCCACAUCACCCGGGAAUGUUUUCUUUAGCUCCGUCUCUGCGCGGUGACUGGCUCCUUCCCCUGUCGGCCUGCCCUCCUCCGGCCUCCUGCUUAGACGGACUGUCGCCUCGCAUCGCUCCCUCACACAGCGGCACACUGACUCGGCUGUCACCACCGGCAGGAUGUCUCCUCUGGCGAGCCGGCUGCUUGUUCUCCUCUGCCUGGCUUUGCCUCUUUACGGGGUGGAAAAGGUGAAAAAUAGAGGAUACCGAAAGGAACCCGACGUUGACAAGUGCACAGGAAACGAUGCAGACAAACCCAACUGCACUAGACACUCCUCGGACGAGGGAAGACCUCCUUGUCGGAGCAGCAUGUAUGGCAGCUGCAUGCAAGGCCCAGCAGGAACCCCUGGAAGAGACGGUAACCCCGGAGCCAACGGCAUUCCCGGCACGCCAGGUAUCCCGGGCCGUGACGGGCUCAAAGGUGAAAAAGGGGAAUGCGUGAGCGAGAUCUUUGAGGAACCCUGGAGGCCCAACUACAAGCAGUGCGCCUGGAACGCACUGAAUUAUGGGAUCGACCUGGGUAAAGUGGCGGACUGCACUUUCACCAAGCUGCGCUCCGACAGCGCUCUCAGAGUCCUCUUCAGCGGUUCCCUGAGACUCAAGUGCAAGAACGCCUGCUGCCAGCGGUGGUACUUCACCUUCAACGGGGCCGAGUGCACGGGACCCCUCCCGGUGGAGUCAAUCAUCUACUUGGACCAGGGAAGUCCGGAGCUCAACUCCACUAUCAACAUCCACAGAACAUCCUCAGUCGAGGGGCUGUGCGAGGGCGUCAAGGCGGGGUUGGUGGACGUGGCGGUGUGGGUGGGGACCUGCGCCGAUUAUCCCCGGGGAGACGCUUCCACCGGGUGGAAUUCUGUGUCCAGGAUUAUCAUAGAGGAACUGCCUAAAUGAAAAGACAGAGGGAUCUGAAAGGGAGGCCCCGGUCUUUGUAGUGAAGGAGCAAGUCGCCUGACACGCCAGAAAUAAUCAGGUGCGGCCGGUUGAGGCGUGACAGAGCCACUGAUGGUACCUUGAAUGUUUUUUUGUUUUUGUUUAAUUACAGGUACUGAAAGUUCUGUUGCUCCGCCUCCUAGAAGUAAAUUCUGUACUGUUUUUUUGUUUUUGUUUAAUUACAGGUACUGAAAGUUCUGUUGCUCCGCCUCCUAGAAGUAAAUUCUGUACUGUUUUUUUGUUUUUGUUCUGUUGGUGGCCUGGUAAUUGAUUACAGUAACCAUUCAAAUGUACUGUAUGAUGUGUGUGUGUGUGUGAAUCGUUUCUGUCAAUAAAAUCACCUUUUUCUAAAGACUCGUCUUCAUCGCUAUUUAUGUUUUACAGAAAAUGUCCCAUUGUCUGACUUUGUGUCCUUUCGUUUCUGAAUUCGUCCUUCCAUUUCUCCAUUACUUCAUCCAUCGUUGCGUCUUUCGUUUCAUGCAUUAAUCAACAUCACUCAUCUGUCAGUUCAUCUAUUAUUAACACACCCAUCUGUUUGUCCAUUGUUUUAUUAGCAUCAUUUUUUUUUUUGACAUGGGCCAAAACUUCCCAGCUGAAAACUGAGGGUCGACAAAACGUUGAUUUAUUCUUGAAUGUUACAAUUUUGCUAAAUGUUUUACUAAAAUAUUUUAGUCAAAUAAAGAAGUGGAGUUUCUGUAGGGGAGGACGCCCGUAAGUCAUCGUAGAUCUGAGACCUAAAAACUAGAAAUGAUGCCCUAAAUGUUGAUUGUUUUCUAUUACUGCUGGACUUUAUUGUGUGCAUUCUCAGCGAAAAGAACAGGACACGGGGUCACUCAUUGAAAACUUUACCAAAAUUGGGGUCACGAUCCUGGGUGGUUUGAGUCAUUUUUGGGUUUGUUUGUUUAUUUUAGUUUCUUGUCUUUGGUUAGAUCAACCAUGUUUCUGCUUUUCUUUGCUUCAGUCCUUUCUUAGUUAUCUUGGUUUAAUUAUGUUCCUUAUAUCUAGCUAUUUGCUAGUCUUAGAAUCAUUUCUUUUCUUGUUACCAGUUUGUGUAUCCUGUGCCAUAUCCUCUCUCUUCCCCUCACACCUGGAAUCCAUUUCUAAUCAGCCAUCUGCUCCUUGUCCAAUAAUCAACCUCCUCCGGUCAAUAUACAUCUCAUUGUCAGUCACUCCUUAUUGGUUCUUCCCAUUAUUCUUUUUCUUGUGUUUCCCUGCUGGUCAGUGAUCCCUGGAUUUGUUUCUUUUUUUUGUGUUUUUUUUGUUCUCCCCAGGCUCCCUGUAUGCCCAGGUUUUCUUUUUCUUCUUCUUCAUUAAAUCUUCAAAUCUACUUACUGCCUCGGUGUUUCUACAUUCAAGUCAUGACACUAAAAAAAAAAACGCUGCUGCAUGAAGGUUUGAAUUCAACAAGGAAAAAACAUGGUUGCUUAAAAAAAAAAAAUAAAAAUGUGACUAUUUUGUACCUUCCACUUUUAGAGGAUUUUAAUUUGUGUGUGUGUUUUUUUUUUAAAGGCAGUGAAAUUUUUUAUGUGACAUUUAUACACGUUGCAUAUUAUAAACCCAGAACCUCAGGGUGGAAAACCAAGCUAGUGGCAUUCUUGAAUAGCAGUCUAAGGCUGCACCAAAAAAAAAAAAAAAAAUCACCUGUUUUUACAGGUUUCUAAUGUAAUGUCUGAUAAAUACACUGUAAUAUUAAAUAUUUAACUGUGUUCAUAGAGGUUGGGAAGUCAGGAAACUGGCAGCCUGGAAAAGUGUGGAAUUAGGCGUUGCAACCAAAGACCACACCCUGCAAUAAAAUAGGUCAAAAAUAAAACAUUUAUUGUGUUCACGCACUAAUAAAGCACUUCACAUUUUAUAACAAAAUGUCAUAAAACAAUACACUUAAGUUUGUGUAAUGACGGGGGAAAAAAAGACUUUAUGGAAGGAGCAUCAUCAACGCUGCGGUUCACACAUGGGUAAUUAAUAAUAAAGAUAAAACUGGAGACCUGAGAUCUUGAUGCUGACGAUCAAGCUUUAAAUAGACUGCUUUUCGUCUUUCUGUUGCCAGAAAACGUAAACAACUCUUCCUCUGUGGUAGAAUGCUGAAUUCACCACACAUCGUUACAACAUGCCCCUCGUUUGAAAAAAAUAGUUACCAUAUCACAUUUAUAUUGUUUCCAAAGGGACAAACUGAAACAACUCAUCCCCACAAACUGUGCGUUUAAAUCAGACGCGAAUUCCCAUCAUGUUUUUACAGAAGAGGAUUAAGGCCUCUGAACAAAAACGGGACUGUUUUUUUUUUCCCCCUCAGAAUUCAGGAUUAAAUCUCAGGAUUUUUACUUUUCUCUGAAAAAUCUGACUUUUCUGUAGAAUUCUGGUUUUAAUCUUCUAAAUUCAAAAGUCAGAAUUUUGG